UUCCAUCUCCAAACUCAUAUCUUGGUGGACGUAUAUAAGUAGAUACGAAAUUUUUUUCACUCUAGCUGAAUGUGUACAUUGCUGAAUGAAAUUCACGUCUGAGAUGAAGUAUUUGGUCUCUAUUCUCAUUUUUUCCGCUGCAACUCAGGCUUUCAGCAGCAAAGAUAGAUGGGAAAACUUCAAAAUUAGACAUUCCAAAUCCUAUGAAAAUACUGAAGAGGAAAACAAGCGAUUCAAUAUAUUCCUGGAUAAUUUACGCGAAAUCGAAGACCAUAAUGAAAAAUACAGAAAGGGAGAAUCUUCUUAUCAAAUGGGGGUCAACCAAUUUUCUGAUCUGACUACCGAAGAAUUCAGAAGAACUUACUUAAUGACUUCUUUACCCUCUCCUCCUAUAGACAUGAACCCAAAACAAGCAAAAUUUAAUGUCCAUGAAGAUUUGCCUGAAGAAGUGAAUUGGACAGAAGCUGGUGCAGUUACCCAUGUUAAU
Messenger RNA from Leptinotarsa decemlineata (Colorado potato beetle), 487 nucleotides. RefSeq names its product cathepsin L-like proteinase. The record is from RefSeq and is a predicted model, not a curated record. Lineage: Eukaryota; Metazoa; Arthropoda; Insecta; Coleoptera; Chrysomelidae.